Molecule: messenger RNA, 2803 nt
Organism: Cyprinus carpio (common carp)
Lineage: Eukaryota; Metazoa; Chordata; Actinopteri; Cypriniformes; Cyprinidae
Exons: 5
Coding region: 1294-1656 (120 amino acids)
Source: RefSeq, a predicted model, not a curated record
AUCACUGAUUUAUUACAUAUGAAUAUGAUGACCUCAAGUCAUCACAGAUUUAUUACAUAUGAAUAUGAUGACCUCAAGUCAUCACUGAUUUAUUCUGUCAAAUAUGAAUAUGAUGACCUCAAGUCAUCACUGAUUUAUUCUGUUACGUUACAUAUGAAUAUGAUGACCUCAAGUCAUCACUGAUUUAUUCUGUUACAUUACAUAUGAAUAUAAUGACCUCAAAUCAUCACUGUUUUAUUGUCACAUGAAUAUGAUGACCAUAUGAAUGUUGAUGUAUUAUUACUGUUUUAAAUCUGUUUAGAAGAAGUUACAGUAAACAUUGCAUUGUUUUCUUGAGAUUAUCAUGGAUUUUAACUUUACAUUAUUAAUGUUUUAAUCUAAUUGUUUGUGUCCUUUUGCUUUUUAGAUUUCAAAAUUAGAGAUGGAGGAAUUCAUAAAAACAACGGUCUACAAAGAGGAGCGCUUUAAAAGAAACAAAAAAGAGACUGAUAUAACUGUGAUUUUAUUCAGCAAAGACUCACUACCAUAAACACCACCAAAGAUGCCAACUUCAGGACUGUGAAUUCUGCAAGUCUGCAAAAUCAAAAAAAUUGAUAUUUCUUGCUUUCAUGCAAACGGUCUGGAGCAUGCAGGCAACAAAGUCGACGUGCCAAAGGAUGCAAGGCCUAUGUUUCCUUUAAAAAGAGGACAGACUGGCUCAACAAACUGGUUAUAGUCGAAAGGCUUUACACCAUUCAUUCAGGACAUGACCCAUCAAGUUCUUCUGAGGGCCACUUAGAAAACAUUAGUCAAGAGCUAGUCAAGCAUAUUCAGGAUUUAAUAUCUCUUGGUGUUAAACCAGAUACAAUUCUCCUAAAAUCACGUGAGUGGUCAAAAGAACAAGGACAUACUGAUCUCAACAACCGAGCUUAUUUUGUUACCCCAAAAGACAUUGAAAAUAUUCGGACAUGUAUGAUUCGAAAAAAUCAGCAACACAAAGAUGAUGCCACUAGUACCUCACGCCUUCUGGAGGGUUUUAAAGACUUUUUUAUUUUUUAUCAGCCUAAUAGUCCUCAAACUGAAAAACCAUCCAUGAAAGACAACCUUCAAGAAUACGGAAGAUAUAUUGUUUUUAUGGAUGCGACACAUGGUGUCAACCAGUAUGGUUUUCCUUUAUUUACAUUACUUGUCAGGGACAGUCAUGGUCAUGGAAUUCCUGUUGCCUAUAUCAUCUAGGGGAAUGAAAAGCAGGACACACUUCAGUUGGCACUGAAAGAGCUGAAACCAACAUUUUCUGUAUCUCCGAGCUGCUUUAUGGUUGAUAAAGACCAGGCUGAAAUCAAUUCCAUCUGUAAGGUAUUCAGCGAGUCAGACGUUCUCCUUUGUUGGUACCAUGUAACACAAGCAGUAACUCGUUGGCUGUCAAGAUCUGAAUCUGGUGUGAGUGGACCUGAAAAGGCAGAUUCAAGAGUGCACAUCAUGCAGUUUAUGUCAGAGCUGAAAUCCUGUUCAACGGAACAUGAAUUUAAGAAAAAAUCUGAGAUGUUUCACUGCCAGUUUAAGAACUUAAAAGAUAUCUGCAAGUACUUCAGGAACCACUGGGAGACAAUUAGUCAUCUGUGGUCUAACUUUGGAAGAUGCUAUAAGCAUGGAGACUCUGACACAAACAAUCUAUAGAACGUUUCUUCCACCGUUUAAAAUACCAAUUCCUCUGUGGCAUCCGAAAUCGUAGAUUGGAUCAUUUGAUUGCUGUGCUGCUGAACAAGACUGACAAGUACUUCAGUAUAAUACAGGAUUUACAGUCUGUUGGGAGGGUCAAUAACCCUCUGGAAUGCAAAAUGGAAGAAAUAAAGCAAUCUGCUGAGAGGAUGCUAGAGAAUGGAUGGGCCAUGAAAAUUACCAUAGCUUCAGAAACAUAUGUAUACAAUGUUCCAUCUGAGAAUAAUCCACAUGUAGUUUACUGUGUGUGUCCUGCAGAACAGUUCUGCAGUUGUGAAGCUGGUAAAAGGGCACAUACGUGUAAGCAUCUCUUUGUAUUGAGUCUUCUCAUUUUGUAGUGGUCCUGAGACUUUUCCAGACAUGGACACAACUGCAGGCCCAUGCCAAUAACUUGAUUCUGAGAAAUAAGUAUAGCAUUUCUGCAAAGCCUCAAAAAACAAUAGAGGUUGAAAGCCUAUUUGGAAGAGCAGCAUCAAAACCAUGUAUUGUGACAAGUAUAUGUGACUGCUGUACUUUCUCAUACCAUAAAAAUGUGCUUGUCUACUGCUUGCGAAGGGACUUUUCAGUGAGGUGAUUGUGACAAAAUCAAAAAGUUCUAUGAACAAUUCAGUAGAGUCGAUACAAAAUGAAAUUGAGGAUAAAAGUGCAUAUGAAGAUAUGCGUCGUACAACUAUCAGGAAACUGGAAAGCGUACUGAAAAUUCUACAGACAUGGGAGAAAAUUCCUGAGGAUAUUGCCCAUAAAGUGAAUGAACUAGAAGUGCAAACAAAAGAAGAAAGUAUAAACAUUAAAGGAUUUUGGAAGACUUUGUGAUGCGGACAUGUCACGUAAAAUAUGUCCACUGUUUGCAACAAGAAAAAGAAAGACAGACAGAGAAACAAACUCAAAAACAAGGACAUAUGUCACAUCAAGUUUUCCUGUUAAGUCAAGAAGAAAACGCAGAGCAAACAGUGGGCCAAAAAAAAUUAUUCAAAUAAGGUUUAAAAGAAAUGUUUUCUUCAAGUGCAUAUUUUUGCCAUUUUAUCAAACUUUCUAUUUGUUAUCUAAUACAUCUCUUUAGUCCUUCAGUAAUCCAACAAAUAUUUACUAUAAAACAACUGACCAC